Molecule: messenger RNA, 874 nt
Organism: Sinocyclocheilus grahami
Lineage: Eukaryota; Metazoa; Chordata; Actinopteri; Cypriniformes; Cyprinidae
Product: tumor susceptibility gene 101 protein-like
Exons: 3
Coding region: 33-638 (201 amino acids)
Biological process (GO): endosome to lysosome transport
Cellular component (GO): ESCRT I complex
Molecular function (GO): ubiquitin binding
Source: RefSeq, a predicted model, not a curated record
AAAUUUUCCCGACCCAGCUUUUGAAUAGUAGUAUGCAUAAACCCAUUCCAAAAAACUGUACUUUGAUACACUUGCAAACAUUUGAGUUUUCUUGCUGUGUUUCAGGACCCACCCGUGACGGCACCAUUGGUGAGGACACAAUCCGUGCAUCUUUGGUUUCUGCAGUCAGUGACAAGUUGCGCAGGCGGAUGAAAGAAGAGAUGGAUCGAGCACAGGCAGAGCUGGAUGCACUGAAAAGGACAGAGGAGGACCUAAAGAGAGGCCACCAGAAGCUGGAGGAGAUGGUGACCAAACUAGACCUGGAGAUGGCUGAUGUGGACAAAAACGUUGAUCUCCUUAAGCAGAAAGAUGAUGAGCUGACUGCUGCUCUGGGAAAAAUGGAGAAGCAGUCUGAGAACAAUGAUAUUGAUGAUGUGAUUUUGCCCACCGCUCCUCUGUAUAAGCAGAUUCUGAACCUCUACGCUGAAGAAAAUGCCAUAGAAGACACAAUCUUCUACUUGGGUGAAGCGUUGCGCAGAGAUGUCAUUGACUUGGAUGUCUUUCUUAAGCAUGUGCGCCUACUCUCCAGAAAACAGUUCCAACUGAGAGCCCUGAUGCAGAAGGCCCGGAAAAUAGCAGGCCUCAGUGACCUGUACUGACCUUCCCAAAUAAAUCAUUCCCCCUCUCAGCUGUAACACAUGCACUAUAUGGCAAGGAUCCUACAUUUUAUCCAAGAACAGGAGGUUCGGGACCCUCCUUUUUAUAAAUCACAGUCUUUCUAAGUACAGAAAGAUGUGAAAGGUAACUAAUAUACCCAGGACCAAAAUAUUCAAGUUUACAUUCAUAUCGUCAUUAUUAAAAACAACAAGUGCUUUGAAUAUAUCUUUAUUAUGUA